Apiotrichum porosum is the source of this 1473-nucleotide messenger RNA. RefSeq names its product battenin CLN3 protein (gene BTN1). The record is from RefSeq and is a predicted model, not a curated record. Gene Ontology annotation, cellular component: vacuole; membrane. The coding region runs from base 1 to 1473 and encodes 490 amino acids. Gene Ontology annotation, biological process: regulation of intracellular pH. NCBI's taxonomy places the organism in Eukaryota, Fungi, Basidiomycota, Tremellomycetes, Trichosporonales, Trichosporonaceae. The transcript is spliced from 8 exons.
AUGCGGGAGAACACGACCGAGUUUGGCGCGUUUGGCCACGAGGUCGACGACUUUGUUGCUGCCAAUGACCUCCCGUCUCCGGAAGACCACGAGCCAGCGCAUCGCGCGCGCGUGCGUCUCUUCGUCGCGUUCCUCGUGUUUGGGCUGCUCAACAAUGUCCUCUACGUCAUCAUCCUGAGCGCCGCGUUGGAUCUCGUCCCAGCGACAACACCAAAGGGUAUUGUUGCAUUCUUCAACAUCUUCCCAGCUCUGUUGGCCAAAGUCUUUUGGCCCUUGAUAUCCGUUGGCCAAAUCCAGUAUCGCCGCCGUGUUGGCUUCUGUACCGCUAUCAGUUGGUCUGGUAUCGUGAUCAUCGCGCUCUCGCCCAGUGUCCACGCCCGCCUGUUCGGCAUCUCCCUCGCGUCCUUUUCCAGUGGCCUGGGCGAGCUCACCUUCCUCCAGCUCACCACGACCCUGCCCACACGUGCGGCCAGCAGGACCGCACUGGGAGCCUGGGCGAGCGGAACUGGCGCAGCUGGUGUGGCUGGCGCUUCCAUCUGGUGGCUGCUGCGCGGGUUGGGUGUGAAGGUUGGACUCGGGUUAUCUUCUUUCUUGCCCCUGCUCUUCCCGUUCACAUACUACUACGUCCUCCCACCAUGGGAUGCUCUUCACACCACCGGGCCGGCGCCAUACCAAGCCCUGUCUACUGGCGAGGACGAAGCGUCCACCUCGUCAGACAUUGAGCGCGCACCGCCGAGCGAGAAUGAUGCCCUGGCCAAGCCCGGACACCCCGAAGUCUAUCUGACUCCCAGGGAGAAGCUGGAUCUCCUCAAACCGCUGGUGGUGCGAUACAUGCUUCCUCUGUGCUUGGUAUACAUUGAGGAGUAUGUGAUCAACUCGGGCAUUGCACCGACGCUCGUGUUCCCCAUCCCGACGUCUGGUCCGUGGUCGUGGCUGUUCAAGAAUCCGAGGGAUUACUAUCCAUUCUGGAGUCUGACUUACCAGUCAUUCGUGUUCCUCUCCCGCUCCUCCCUCUCCCUCGGCCUGCCUCCCAUUCCGAGGCGUUACCUCCCCGUCCCGACCAUUACCCAGUUCUUCGUCCUCGUCCUGCUCUUCCUCCAGGCCAGACGCUUCAUCUUCAGCACACCCGAGUACACCCCUCCGUUCCCGGAACCUGCGACUGGCGUCGACAGGGCUAUUACGUUUGUGUUCCUGCUCACUUGCCUCGAGGGGCUUUGUGGCGGCAGCGCAUACGUCAACACGUUCUACCACGUCGGGCACGAGGGCGACAGUGGGGAAGAAGUGGAAGUGGAAGGCGGCGCCAAUACCCCGGAAGAGGUCAAGCGCAAGAUGGAGAAGGAGUUUCGUAUCGGUGCCACGGGCGCGGCCGACUCGUGUGGUAUCCUCCUCGCGUCCCUCAUCUCCAUGCCUGUGGAGAUUUCGCUGUGCAACGCGCAGGUCGCGGCUGGACGGCCCACAUGUCGCGAGCUGUAG